Molecule: messenger RNA, 1518 nt
Organism: Pieris rapae (cabbage white)
Lineage: Eukaryota; Metazoa; Arthropoda; Insecta; Lepidoptera; Pieridae
Product: carbonyl reductase [NADPH] 3-like
Exons: 1
Coding region: 243-1124 (293 amino acids)
Molecular function (GO): oxidoreductase activity
Source: RefSeq, a predicted model, not a curated record
AAUUUAAAAAGGAUUCACAAUCUAUAUUUGUGGCUGUAGUAGAAAAUAAUUCAAAAUCACAUUUUAAAUAUUUUACCAUCACAAUCAAGCAAUCAUUACCUAUAGUAAAAAUAAAUUAAUAUCUAGUUUUAUGUGAAAAUCAAGCACGCUUUAAUAAAACUAGUGCAAUUAAUUUUUUUACGUCUUUAACAUUAUUUCGUAAAAUGGCAUCAUAGUGGUUUCGAUCGUAUAAAAUAGUGAACAUGAUUGAUAAGGUGGCCGUCGUUACAGGAGCUAAUCAAGGCAUAGGAUUUGGUAUCGUAAAGCUUUUAUGUAAGCGAGGUGUUAAAACUGUGUAUUUAACAGCGCGUGAUGAGAAACGAGGCACUGAAGCUGUGAAAACUCUGAAUUCUAAGGGCUUUUAUCCAGUAUUUCACCAGCUAGACAUAACAAACGAAGAAAGUAUUAAAAAAUUUGAAUAUUUCAUAAAAAGCCGAGAAAGAGGUAUAGAUAUUUUAGUGAAUAACGCAGCGGUAGCAUGCAAAACCUUUUCAGAAGUGACAUAUGAUGACGCUAAAAACGUAAUAAAUGUAAAUUUUAAUAGCAUUCUGACAAUGGAAAAGUAUAUUUAUCCGUUGUUAAAUGAUGACGCGCGUAUUAUUAACAUAGCAAGUGAUAGUGGUCAUCUUUCUAAAUUAAAAAACAAAUACUGGAUCGAAAGACUAUCGCGAGACGAUCUACAGCUAAAUGAUAUAAAAGAUUUUAUAAGUUGGUUUUUAGAUUCUAUUAAAAAUAACACAUUUAAAAAAGAAGAUUUUACAUGGAACUUUCUUUAUUCCUACGUUGUUUCAAAAAUUGCAGUUUCAGCGUACACGAGAGUGCAACAGAGAAAAAUUGGAAGGGGUAUAUGUAUUAAUUCACUGCACCCAGGUUUUGUGAAAACUUCAAUGACAAAAGGAACUGGUCUUUUAACUAUCGAAGAAGCUGCUGAGGCACCGGUAUAUCUAGCAUUAGAUGCUGAUACAUCUAUAAGAGGGAAAUACAUUUGGUAUGACAAAGCUGAAGUAGAUUGGACGGAUACUUCUUUAGUUUUAAAUUAUGUGGAUGAGCACACUAUGAAAGAAUUUUUGCAAAAAAUCUCUUAAUUUUUCAUAUUGACCCAUUAAGGAUUUUUUAAACUAUAAUUUGUUUGAUUGUUAUAACAAGUACUUCUCAUAUUGUCUGGAAAAAUAUAAUAUUUUUUGAUAUAUAAUUUGCGUAUAUAUUCACAUUCAUUAUUAAGCUAUUUCCAGAAGUCGUAUGGGUUAGGGAUUAUCUCUAGCGAACGUGGAGCUACACCAAAUAUAUAUGUGGAUCGUCUUGUUUAUUUGUUGUACUUGUUAUUUUAGUACCUGCAUCUGUAACUGCACUGCAUGCUUCAAGGUUUCUUUGUUUUAAUGUUUUGCAAUGCAGGAUGGACUUUUGAUAUAAUUGUAUCUGUUAUUUAACUAUAUUGAACGGAUAAUUUAUCUAUUAAUAAUAAUAUACAUAAUAUUGCGA